UAUCUCAGUCCCAGAUCAGGAGGAGGAGCCUCGGUGGAGGAAGUAGCUCCAAAGCUUGGCUGUGUGUGCGUGUGUGUCAUAGGUGUGUGUAUCUGUGUGGAGCACUUCGAUAGUGAGUGUCGCUAACCACUGGAUUGUUAAAACGACAAGCAAAAGACAUCCUCGGGAGGAAACCACUCACGGACUCGCUCUCUAGGAUUAGUUUGUGUAUUUCUCCCACCAUCGGUACAGGUUAAAGCCGUGCAACCGGUCCAGAAGCGAGCAUUAUGCAUUCAGAUUGCAGGCUGCUAUGGGCAGAGCGGUAAUGGUGGGCAGGGGACCGACAGGGGCCGGGGUUCUCGUCCUGUCGAUUCUCAUCAUUCUCACCACGGAAGGCUGUCGAGCGCAGAAAGGUGAUGGCUGUGGCCCCAGUGUACUUGGCCCCAGCAGUGGGACUCUGUCAUCUCUGGGUUACCCGGGGACAUACCCGAACAACACAGUGUGUGAAUGGGAGAUCAGCGUGCUCCAUGGCAACAGGGUCCACUUUCACUUUGCUGAGCUGGACAUAGAAGACAGCGACUGCCAGGUCAACUACCUCCGCCUCUACAAUGGCAUUGGACCCGAGAGGAGUGAGAUUGAGAAGUACUGCGGUUUGGGUCUGAAGGUAAAGGAGCUGAUUGAGUCCACUGGCAACCAGGUCACUGUCCAGUUCAUGAGUGGGACCCACCACACCGGACGUGGAUUCUACCUGUCCUACUCCACCACCGAACACACAGAUGUUCCUACAUGUCUAAGUGAUGGUGAAAAUCUUGCAUCAUCUGAGUUUUGUAAAUACUGUCCAGCAGGCUGCUUGACAUCUACCGAGGAGAUUUCUGGAACUAUACCUAAUGGAUACAGAGAGUCCUCUCCUUUGUGUGUGGCAGCCAUCCAUGCAGGUGUGGUGUCUAACGCUGUGGGAGGGAGGAUCAGUGUGGUCAGCAGCAAAGGCAUCCCUCACUACGAGGCCACGCUGGCUAACAAUGUCACUUCCACUGGAGGAACUUUGUCAAACAGCCUCUUCACUUUCAAGACCAAUGGCUGCUAUGGAACGCUUGGUUUAGAGUCUGGCAGCGUAGCGGAUACUCAGCUGUCUGCUUCGUCUGUGUGGGAGUGGAACAACAUUGGUCAGUGGGCGCCAUCAGGGGCACGCCUUAAAAAGGCGGGGCUGCCCUGGGCAUCUUCUCAGAAUGACCAGCAGCAGUGGCUGCAGGUCGAUCUCAAGAGGGAGAAGAGAAUCACAGGUAUCACCACCACCGGCUCCACCCAACGAGAAUACCAGUACUAUGUUACAGCAUACCGGGUCAUGCACAGUAAUGAUGGCAAGCAGUGGCACAUCUACAGGGAAGCAAAUUCUACACAAGACAAGAUUUUCCAAGGCAACACCAACUACCUGCAUGAGGUGAGGAAUAACUUCAUUCCCCCAAUUAUGGCCCGGUAUGUGAGAAUAAAUCCAACCCUGUGGCACCAGAGAAUUGCUCUUAAAUUGGAGUUGCUUGGCUGCCAAAUUACUGCAGGUUGGCCAAAACCAGAUCCGAGGUCAAGGAUGUUACCCACCUCUCGUCGUACUCCACCUCCUGUGGGUACUAAACGCCCCCCUCACCUUGGCCAAACCACACACACCCCAGACAUCAGAAACACCACCAUGCCUCCUCACACUGGCAAAGAUGUUGCGAUUGCAGCAGUUCUGGUGCCUGUUUUGGUCAUGGUUCUGACUGCUCUCAUCUUGAUUGUGGUUUGUGCUUGGCACUGGAGGAACAGGAAAAAAAGUUCUGAAGGAACAUAUGAUCUCCCUCACUGGGACCGCACAGACUGGUGGAAAAGCAUGAAGCAGCUGUUGCCCUCCAAGAUGGUAGAGACCGAGGAUUCAGUGCGGUACAGCAGCAGUGAGGUGGGCCGGCUAACGGGAAGAGGUGCUGUACCCAGGCUACAUGCUGAACCUGCAGAAUAUGCUCAGCCCCUGGUGAGUGGUGUUACGACAUUAGGUGCCCGGUCAACCUUUAAACCAGACGAGGGGCCCGACCCAGGAUACUCAGAUCCUGACCUGUACGACGCUCCCAUCUCACCAGACGUGUACCACGCUUAUGCAGAACCCUUACCAGCCUCAGGAUCUGAAUACGCCACACCCAUAGUGGUUGAUAUGGGAUGCCACCCAUCAGGGGGCUCCUCUUUGAACCAGCCCUCCACGGUGUGUAGUUUCAUGGGUGCCGGGCCUGCUUCCCUGCUCACGCGGAGAGACAGUAGCCAUUCAGGGAGGACGGCUUAUGAUACACCCAAGAAUGCCACUGGACAGGUCACACCCACUGAGGAUCUGACCUAUCAGGUACCUCAGAGUAGCACUCAGAAGCCAACGGGAAAGAGCUGAAGAGCCUGGAUGCACACAGCCUUAAUCUGCCCCAACCCAACCCAACGGACAAAGAAAAAGGGUUCUUAACGGAGGAGGAGGUGUGAACCUGUGAGCCCUGGAGCUUGGGCUCCAGUCUUGAAUGAACACUACCUUAGCUUUAGAUUCAUCUGGAGAUGUCUGUAUUGCCUAAACGAUUCUGCAUGGCCACAAUCUGCUUGUGUAGUGCCAUCACAGUCCUAUCACUGAAACCACAUAGAUGAAUGUGUUCACACCAGGUGUGAGAGGCAGGAGGUGGAGGGAUGAUUGACGGAGGGAGGAUGAAAAGGAGAAAACUGACUACUAAUUGAUAAAGACUUUGUCCUUGUUCUCUGAUCCUUAGUAGUUCUUGCAUUUUGUUAAACUGUGAUUUCUAUUAUUUUCCUGUUACAUACUGAACCAACUGAAAUGUACCUGAGGAUAUACAUUCAUCAACUUUAAAGGGUUCUCUUAUGGAUGAAGUGCAUGUUGCAUUAAGUACCCCACAUCCACAGUCAAUUAAUUCCUCCUUUCUAGAGAAACUCUAGUUUUCCAUGGUACGUUUUUGUCUUACUUUGUAUAAAAAGCAUGACUUGAAAUUGUGUAUAGUUCUAGUAAUCCCAUUACUGCAAACCUCUCAGAUGAUUUAUUGAUAUUUAUUUUUAUUUCACAUCCUGCUGAUGAGGAGAAACUCUUAUUGAAACUAGCCUACCACUACCCUUACUGAUUACACAUCAAAUAAUUGUGGUUGCACUGUUCUGGACAUCUUAAUGACAAUAAGUAGUUUUUGUUUUUAACCUUGUAAGUGAUGUUGUAUGUUAACUUGAAAAGGCUGAUCGGGAAGAUCAAUCCAUUGAACUUCACAAAGAGAAGAUACUUUUUGUAAUAUUGAAGACCAAAUGUUGCCUCUUUGUUAGUGUAAUGUUAAUUCACAACAGAAGCAAAUAUCACAAUUGUGACAAUAGCAAAAGUUUAGCCAAAUAAACAUUAAAGCAGUCUUAAUGUAGGAAAUAAAAAAAAAGGUACAGAGAAGAGGUAAAUUGGUUAAUCUGUUACAGCUGAUUAUUUCAUAGUUUUGUCCUUAAAAUUUAGAUGUUACGCGUGCAUCAUGGUUAUUGUCUUGUGUUUAAUGGGUGUUAACUGCAUUUGAGUGUUCCUUUCUUGUAUCAAUGUGCAUCAACAUCUGUAUGUGUAGUAAGCCGUUUCGAUAUUUCAGUCCUGUGUGUUUUAGUUUAGUUUUUCGGACUGGUUUUGAUGCGGCUUAUAGUUGUAUUAUAUGAUGAGGAUGUGUUCAGUCAUUAUCUGGAGCACCAGUUAGACUGCAUUCCACUCCUGUCCCACCUGUGGUACUAAUCUGACCAAACACACUGCUACGCUGUGGCAGGAGUGCAGAUGGAACAAGCUGCUUUAUAACUUUGCAGAAUAGCAACCUCACCUGGUUGGAGGUGUUUGUCACACAGCUGUGCCACCGAUUGUGCUCCAUAACCAAGGAGAUCUACAUCAGAGUUUUGGUGCUCCCUGGUCAGAGAGGGAUUGUGUUUAUGUGGCUCUCACUGAUUGUAUAUAGAGAAAUAAAGAGUUUUUAAA
Messenger RNA from Etheostoma cragini (Arkansas darter), 3964 nucleotides. It is a transcript of the gene dcbld2, whose product is annotated as discoidin, CUB and LCCL domain containing 2. The coding region runs from base 290 to 2380 and encodes 696 amino acids. The record is from RefSeq and is a predicted model, not a curated record. Lineage: Eukaryota; Metazoa; Chordata; Actinopteri; Perciformes; Percidae. The transcript has 17 exons.